This is a messenger RNA of Peromyscus californicus insignis, 3507 nucleotides long. It is a transcript of the gene Naaladl1, whose product is annotated as N-acetylated alpha-linked acidic dipeptidase like 1. Gene Ontology annotation, molecular function: carboxypeptidase activity. The transcript is spliced from 18 exons. Lineage: Eukaryota; Metazoa; Chordata; Mammalia; Rodentia; Cricetidae. Bases 1044 to 3203 code for a protein of 719 amino acids. The record is from RefSeq and is a predicted model, not a curated record.
UAACUAGCAUUUUAAAAUCAGAAGAGACAGUGUAAGACCUGUGGGCGCAGCCAGGGCAGUGGGAGGACCUUGUUCGGACUUGAGGAAGGAGGACCCUCGGAAGCUUAAGAUGGUUUUCUGGUUGUGCUCAGAGAUGUCAUUGGGAAGGGAGCUAGGUCCCGUCCUGCUGCUCUUGUGGUCUAAAUGGGCAUUCCCAAAUGUGAGGCAAUGUCACACGUGCUGUCUGACACACACCUCAGUCACGUGACAUUACAGCAGAGGUAUAGGGUGUUUUUUUCACUGUUGGUGGCUGAAGCAAAGAGGAUUUGUUUUUUUCGAGACAGUGGUUUUGUUUUGUUUUGUUUUUUGUUUUGCUUUGUUUUGCGAGACAGGGUUUCUCUGUGUAGUUUUGCGCCUUUCCUGGAACUCGCUUUGGAGACUAGGCUGGCCUCGAACUCAGAGAUCCACCUGCCUCUGCCUCCCGAGUGCUGGGAUUAAAGGCGUGCGCCACCACUGCCCGGCUUCAAAGAGGAUGUGUUAUGCCCAGAUUGGGACCCCAAAGAGACCACGGAAGACCAUAGGUGUCCAGAAUGCAACAGCAAGGUUUAUUCUGUAGAUACAAGUCUAGACAGGGAACUCAUUCCUGCACCCAAUACAGUGAAGCAGGGAGGAAUUGCUCUUUCUUUGUGAGGCUAGCUUUUUUGUUUGUUUGUUUGUUUGUUUGUCUUUCGAGACAGGGUUUCUCUGUGUAGCUUUGCGCCUUUCCUGGAACUCACUUGGUAGCCCAGGCUGGCCUCGAACUCAUAGAGAUCCGCCUGUCUCUGCCUCCCGAGUGCUGGGAUUAAAGGCGUGUGCCACCACUGCCCGGCUUAGCUUUUUUUUCUUUCUUUCUUUCUUCACAGGGGAGAGCGCUAACGCAGUCCCCCACUACCACAAAUUAUGCAGUCGAGUUUCCCGCAUUUGGGGAAAUCGCAGGGGUCAGCACAUCCGAAGUGCAAUGGAUAAGCCGAGGCUAGCUUUUUAAAGACUCCCAGGACCUGGACCUGGCCAUUCUUGACUUGGUAAUGGGACAACUAGAUGCCAGCAGGAUCCGAGAGAACCUUCGAGAACUCUCCAAGGAGCCACAUGUGGCCUCCAGCGCUCGGGAUGAGGCCCUGGUGCAUCUGCUGCUGGAACGCUGGCAGGAUACUGAGACUGGCUUGGACUCAGCCAAGACCUAUGAGUAUAAGGUCCUGCUCUCCUUCCCCAGCCCGGAGCAACCGAACAUUGUGGAAGUCGUGGGCCCCAAUGGAAUGGUCUUCCACUCCUUCCAACCCGGAGAGAAAAAUCUGACUGGGGAGCAGGUGGGGCCCAAUGUGUUGCAACCUUAUGCUGCCUACGCACCCCCUGGGGCCCCAAAGGGCCUCCUCGUCUAUGCCAACCAAGGCUCCGAAGAGGACUUCAAGGAGCUAGAGACUCGGGGCAUCAACCUUGAAGGCACCAUUGCCCUGACUCGCUAUGGGGGUGUGGGGCGUGGAGCCAAGGCCAUUAAUGCUGCCAAACACGGAGUGGUCGGAGUGCUGGUGUACACAGACCCUGGCGAUAUCAAUGAUGGGAAGAGCUUGCCCACCGAGACCUUCCCCAACUCCUGGGGGCUGCCUCCCUCUGGUGUGGAGAGAGGCUCCUACUAUGAGUAUUUUGGGGACCCUCUGACUCCCUACCUUCCAGCUCACCCUUCUACUUUCCGCCUGGAUCUUAACAACAUCUCGGGAUUUCCCCCAAUUCCUGCCCAGCCCAUUGGCUUUGAGGAUGCAAAAGACCUGCUCUGUAACCUCACUGGAGCCUCUGCCCCAGAUUCCUGGCAGGGAAAGUUGGGCUGUGACUAUAAGCUGGGGCCCGGCUUCAAGCAGGACGGGAGCUUCCCAGCACACAGUGAGGUGAAAGUGAGUGUCCACAACACUCUGGAGCUGAGACCCUCCUCCAACGUCCUGGGCAUCAUCCAGGGGGCUGUGGAACCUGAUCGUUAUGUGAUCUAUGGAAACCAUCGGGACAGCUGGGUACAUGGAGCGGUGGAUCCCAGCAGCGGCACUGCUGUUCUCCUGGAGAUCUCCCGAGUCCUGGGGACCUUGCUAAAGAAGGGCACCUGGCGACCCCGCAGAUCCAUCAUCUUCGCCAGCUGGGGGGCAGAGGAAUUCGGGCUCAUUGGCUCUACGGAAUUCACAGAGGAGUUCCUCAGCAAGCUGCAGGAGCGCACAGUGGCCUACAUCAAUGUGGACAUCUCCGUGUUCGGUAGGGGAGGUUCUGCCAGCCGAGGUGGGCUGGAAAAGGGAGGAGCUGGGUCUGAACAGGUCUCCUUGAUUCCUCCCACAGCCAAUGCUACCCUCAGGGCACAGGGGACGCCCCCUGUACAAAGCGUGAUCUUUUCUGCCACCAAAGAGAUCAGUGCACCAGGUCCCAGCAGCCUCAGUAUCUAUGACAACUGGCUCCGAUAUACCAACCGCAGCAGUCCAGUGUAUGGCCUGGUCCCCAGCCUGGGUACACUGGGUGCAGGCAGUGACUAUGCCUCAUUCAUCCACUUCCUGGGCAUCUCUUCCAUGGACCUUGCCUACACCUAUGACAAGGGCAAGACCUCAGCCAGGAUCUACCCCACCUACCACACGGCUUUUGACACGUUUGAUUACAUGGAGAAGUUUCUGGACCCUGGUUUCAGCAGCCACCAAGCUGUGGCCCGGACUGCUGGGAGUGUGCUUCUGCGGCUCAGUGACAGCCUCUUCUUGCCCCUCAAUGUCAGUGAUUACAGUGAGACACUACACAGCUUCCUGGAGGCUGCCCAAAUGGGUCUUGGCACCCUAUUAGAGCAGCAUAAUAUCAGCCUGGGUCCCCUGGUGACUGCAGUGGAGAAGUUUAAGACAGCAGCUGCAGCCUUGGUCCACCGCAUCUCAGCACUGCAGAAGAACAGCCCUAAUCCCUUGCAGGUACGGAUGGUCAAUGACCAGCUAAUGCUCUUGGAACGGGCAUUCCUGAACCCAAGGGCUUUCCCAGAGAACCGAUACUAUAGUCACGUGCUCUGGGCACCCAACACAGCCUCUGCUGCCACAUUCCCAGGUCUGGCCAAUGCUUGUGCUAGAGCACAGGACGCCAACUCAGGAUCUGAAGCAUGGGCUGAAGUACAGAGGCAGCUGAGCAUUGUAGUAAUGGCCCUGGAGGGUGCAGCAGCCACCCUGGAACCUGUGGAUGACCUCUGACCCUAGCCCUAUCUCUUGGGCUUUUCCUUUAUCUUGCGUCUCACACCUGUUUCUCUGGGAUAUGUCCCAGUCUUUGCUGAGGAUAGGGGCAGAUUAAACCAGGAAACUCUCUCAAGCUUUUGAGGCAACAGCUGGGGAUCCUUGCAGUUAAAAACACCUGCUCAUGGUAGUGGGUGAAACUUGGGCCUAAAGUAGAGUGUAAAGGCCAUUGCCCAACCGUGCUUCUUCUUGCCCUGCUCUUCAAUGUUCUAUCUCCCCUCUUAACUCUCAAAUAAAUGAAGUCUAACAAGUUCCUGUAAAACAA